Messenger RNA from Coregonus sp. 'balchen', 13743 nucleotides. NCBI's taxonomy places the organism in Eukaryota, Metazoa, Chordata, Actinopteri, Salmoniformes, Salmonidae. The record is from the annotation of a GenBank genome assembly.
AUGCUGUUUACUGGUAUUAAGGUAAUUCUUGCAGGGACAUGUGGUGUGUGAGAGCCAUUGUCUUUACACUGUACCACUCAGAGAGGGAUGUUGUGUAGAUGUCUUGCACACUACCUGCAGAGGUAGUGUGGGAGAAAUCUCUUAAAGAGAGAUUUGAAUAUAGAUCCGUCUCUUUACACUACACAAGUAUCUCUCCUGGACCUAGUUUGUCGUCAAAGUAGUGUAGGGUAAAGAAGCUCUAUUAAUACAACUCUACAUUACUCUAUUCAAGCCAAAAGUAUUGCUUCAUCUUAAUCCUCCAUUUCAAAGAAAGGGUAUCACAUGGCACGACUGCAGCUGUUAGCAAGGGGGUGUGAAAAAGUCUGGAAACUCCAACCGCUUUUCAAAUGGCAGAGGCCUUGAUUGACAGAUGUGGCCUGUGCAACAGGAGCCUCUGAUGGAGGGCUGUAACAGGUGCCUCUAUUCCUCAGUACUUCUAUCCCUCAUUGCCUCAUUGCCAUGUGGUCUGACUAGACUAGAGGCUUUCUACAAAAAAGCAGGUGUCUCUGGCUUUAAAAGCAGUAAAAAAAAAAGUCAAAAUGUCAGACAAUGACCAUUAGUUAUCUACUAUAAGUUGUAUUAUUUUUUAUUUAGCUGAAGCAAGACUUUUUGCAAAAUACAACAAAAAGCCGUAUGUGCUUUUCAAAAACAUUUAAUAUGAAUAGCCUUAAUACAAGGAUAUUCAUAAUUGUUAGGAUAAUAGAAGCACAAUGAAAAUCUAAGUGUUGAGGCAUCAAAGUCUCCAUCAGGCUGAAGUACAAUCUUUGCUAUUUUGUUUCUCCUUCCAGAUGCCAGAGAAAGCCGGCCACACCAUGGAGGAGGAAGUGGAGACCUUUGCCUUCCAGGCUGAGAUCGCCCAGCUGAUGUCCCUGAUCAUCAACACCUUCUACUCCAACAAAGAGAUCUUCCUUAGGGAGCUCAUCUCCAACUCCUCAGAUGUGAGUAGAUUAAUCAUAAUGCUGAAUUGACCCAUGUAACAUUUUACCUUAGUAACCAGCCACUUAUACACUGCUCUGUGAGCCAGUAUAGUAAAAAAGCUAUAUCCCAGAGUUAGCUGCUAACCAUGUUGUUAAAUUAGCUCAAGGUAUCAACAAUUACACUUUUUUUUACCCUUGUGACCUCUUUUUACCAUGAUCUGACAGGCUUUGGACAAGAUCAGAUAUGAGAGCUUGACAGACCCCACCAAAUUGGAUUCCUGCAAGGAGCUGAAGAUCGAGGUCACCCCUGACCUGCGCACACGUACCCUGACCCUGGUUGACACCGGCAUCGGCAUGACCAAGGCCGACCUGAUCAACAACCUGGGAACCAUCGCCAAGUCUGGCACCAAGGCCUUCAUGGAGGCCCUGCAGGCUGGAGCCGACAUCUCCAUGAUCGGACAGUUCGGUGUGGGUUUCUACUCUGCCUACCUGGUGUCUGAGAGGGUGACUGUCAUCACCAAGCACAACGAUGAUGAGCAGUACAUCUGGGAGUCUGCAGCUGGUGGCUCUUUCACUGUCAAAGUUGACACUGGUAAGCCACUUCAACAGUAUUGAUUAAUAUGCUGCUACAUUGACUUUUCUCCAAUACACUCCAACACUAUCAACCUACUUCCUGGAUCAGUUGAAUCUUCUUUUCAACAAUGUAAUUAAAAAGGAAGUAAGCUUAGAUCCAAUGACUAAGUCAGAUUUUUCUGAUCUGAAGGGGAGUCCAUUGGCCGUGGCACCAGAGUGAUCCUGCACCUCAAGGAGGACCAGUUUGAAUACUGUGAGGAGAAGCGCGUCAAGGAGGUUGUGAAGAAGCACUCCCAGUUCAUUGGCUAUCCCAUCACACUCUUUGUAAGUUCUAAUAGAACUUUAUAUUUCUUUGGUUGUAACAAUGUUGUAAAAUAUGUCAAGAUUGACUGAAAUCUACUGUAUAAACUAGGAAAGUAACCUGUUGAUAAAAGUGGACACAAACAUUGCUCCCCAUACUGGACAAAUCCUACAACUUUUUAAUAACAAACAUUUUCGUCCAGGUGGAGAAGUCUAGAGAGAAGGAGGUGGACCUUGAGGAGGGAGAAAAGGACGAGGAGGCUGAUAAAGACGCUGCAGCUGAGGACAAAGACAAGCCCAAGAUCGAGGAUGUCGGCUCUGAUGAGGAUGAGGACACCAAGGACUCCAAGAACAAGAGGAAGAAGAAGGUCAAGGAGAAAUACAUUGACGCCGAGGAGCUGAACAAGACCAAGCCUAUCUGGACCCGUAACCCUGAUGACAUCACCAAUGAGGAGUACGGAGAGUUCUACAAGAGUCUGACCAAUGACUGGGAGGACCAUCUGGCUAUCAAGGUGAGUCACUAUGAUGGCAAACUGAAAAUCAAAACUCAACCCUUAAGGGUUUGUCUUGAUCCAACCUAUGAAAUAAUAUGUUAGUAUAACUGUAUAAGUCAACGUUUAUCUAAUUAUUCCCACAGCACUUCUCAGUAGAGGGCCAGCUGGAGUUCCGCGCUCUGCUCUUCGUGCCCAGGAGGGCUUCCUUCGACCUCUUUGAGAACAAGAAGAAGAAGAACAACAUCAAGCUGUACGUGCGCAGGGUUUUCAUCAUGGACAACUGUGACGAGCUGAUGCCAGAGUAUCUCAGUGAGUACUGUACCUUGAACCUUUAGCCUUUCGUGGAUACGUCCUCAGCACCUCACUCAACCAUGACAUUGAGUAAAGCUGUAAGUAAGAUGUCUGACCAAUUGCCACUGUCUUAUCUCCAGACUUCAUCAAGGGUGUGGUGGACUCUGAGGAUCUCCCCCUGAACAUCUCCAGAGAGAUGCUGCAGCAGAGCAAGAUCCUCAAGGUGAUCCGCAAGAACCUGGUCAAGAAGUGUAUGGAUCUUUUCGUCGAGCUCUCAGAAGACAAGGACAACUACAAGAAGUUCUAUGAGCAGUUCUCCAAGAAUAUCAAGGUAAGGUCUUCCUCCCUUUGAAAUGGAUUUUCCAAUUUCCCGCAGAACUUCUCCUUCUCUUUUUGAAGGACCUUUAGCUUGAACAUUUUCCAUCUUUGUGUCUAGCUGGGAAUCCAUGAAGAUGCUCAGAACCGCAAGAAGCUGUCAGACAUGCUGCGCUACUACACCUCCAACUCCGCUGAAGAAAUGGUCUCCCUGAAGGAGUAUGUUUCCCGCAUGAAGGACACCCAGAAACACAUCUACUACAUAACUGGUGAGCUGCUCUCCAUUUUCACUCUCCAUUAUUCUUCCUUUGUUAAAUCAAUGUGACAAAUAAAACCAGUGUAAUCUAACUGUUAAUAACUGUGUAUCCUCUUCUAGGUGAGACCAAGGAACAGGUCGCCAACUCUUCCUUUGUGGAGCGCCUUCGCAAGGCCGGCCUGGAAGUGAUCUACAUGAUUGAGCCCAUUGAUGAGUACUGUGUCCAGCAGCUGAAGGAGUACGAUGGGAAGACCCUUGUCUCCGUGACCAAGGAGGGUCUGGAGCUGCCUGAGGAUGAGGACAUGAAGAAGAGACUGGAAGAGCAGAAGUCUCAGUUUGAGAACCUCUGCAAGAUCAUGAAGGACAUCCUGGACAAGAAGAUUGAGAAGGUACAAGCACAAUUUACCUGAACCCAAUCCCUCUGCAAUGUGUCUACGCCUUUUAAUAACAUACCCCUUUAUACACAACUGUCAAUAUGUCUACUAAUCACAGGUUUCAGUCUCCAACCGCCUGGUCUCCUCCCCUUGCUGCAUCGUCACCAGCACCUACGGCUGGACGGCCAACAUGGAGAGGAUCAUGAAAUCACAAGCUCUCAGAGACAACUCCACCAUGGGCUACAUGACAGCCAAGAAGCACCUGGAGAUCAACCCAACCCACCCUAUUGUCGAGACCUUGAGAGAGAAAGCUGAGGCUGACAAGAACGACAAAGCCGUAAAGGACUUGGUCAUCUUGCUGUUCGAGACUGCUCUGAUGUCUUCUGGAUUCACACUGGACGACCCUCAGACCCAUGCAAACCGCAUCUACAGGAUGCUUAAGCUUGGCCUGGGUGAGUUACAUGCCUUAAUGCAUUAUUUGCCCUCAACUGUUGUCUUGGUUGAUGGGGUUUAAAGGCUCCUCCUAGAGCAAUUUACAGGACAGGUCUGUAAACACCAAGUAACUUAUAGAACUAUCAUGGUAUCACAAUGGUUAGGAAUAUGGCUUUUGCUUUUCCCAUACUUUGGCUGUCUGAAUAGCAGAUUGUACACGAUGUGAAUAUGUUUUUCUAAUGUGGGCUAUUUCUUCCCCUCUACAGGCAUCGAUGAUGAUGACUCAGCAGUGGAGGACAUCCUCCAGCCCAGUGAGGAUGACAUGCCUGUCUUGGAGGGAGAUGAUGACACAUCAAGAAUGGAGGAAGUUGACUAAAGAUAUUUCAGAAGUACAUUAUUUUUUCCCCUUUUAACGUUUUCUUUUUUAAGUUAAUUUAUUGUGUCCCAAAUAUACUUUACAUUUUACAUGACUGUCGAGUCGUGGGGAAAGGAUUGUAAUUAAUUAAUCAUAAUUAAUUAAUACCAUAAUCAUAUAGUAUAUCUGCUGCUUUCAACCUUAUUCAACUGUAAAGGUCAACCGGGAUUUGACUUGUGUCUUUUUGUAUUUCUGUGAGCUAUUUUCUAUGAAAAACGACAAGGUUUAUAAUAAAAAAAAUAUCUUGAAACACUUCUUACAUGUUUUCCCUUUAUCAAAUAGUCUGGAUUCUUGUGAUGGAUGUUUAUAAUUCAAUCUAUUUUGCAUCUUCAUUCAUACUUUUGCAAUCACCUUACCCCCAUAAGGGCUCCCUGUAUUUCAGAUCUUUCUAGAGUAGACUAUUUUGCAUCUUCAUUCAUACUUUUGCAAUCACCUUACCCCCAUAAGGGCUCCCUGUAUUUCAGAUCUUUCUAGAGUAGACUGGAGGUAAAAAAGUUUAGCUUAAUCGUGAAAUCUUAUGAGGGUCAUGAAUGAUGACGAAUAUCCCAGGUACAGUAUGUACCCACUGUACUGAUUUGAUACCGCCACGCCCAUAAACCCGCCUUCACCAUAGAGUUAAAUGAAAGAGGGGCGUGGACAGAGAAACUGUAGGGUUUGAUUGAUAUUCCAUCACUCCUCUCAGUAUACACACUCAUCAUACACACAGUAGAAGCGUUAGGAAGAUUCCAGACGGUUCUGGAAGCUGAUUUCUCGAACACUCUCAGCGUCUAUAAAAGCUAGCUAGUUAUCCUCUCCCCAUCUUUUCCGAUAGCUGGCUAGGUUGCGUUUGGUUGGGGACCAACUUCUGAAGAAGAAUACAGGGAUAUUUCCACAGCAAGGUAAGACAUGAAAGACAAUUUAUGUUCCAACACGAUGAUGAGAGUGUGUGUCACUAUCCAAUUAAUAGAGUCUGUGUAAGUCCAGACUAUCAACAUAAUAUAUUCAAAUAUAUUUUACCAUCAGAAUAAUUCACUCAAAACAUUACAAUUGCAUUGUAAUGUGUAGGCCUAACGACGUUAUUUCAGAAUUAGUCCGCUAUUUCAGAAUAGGCUAUCACAUUCUCUAUUAAAGUUGACCUAUAAAACCUAUGCCAAUACAUCCCAAUUUGGGUCUUGACUGCCACACAUGCUUUGAUAAUCCAUUUCAUAAAAUGAUUUUAAUAACGUCACUUCACUGUAGACAUGACAACUAUCCAUAACGAUUUGGCUAAUAUUUAUUCAAAUUGGAAAUUCAUAAAGAUUCACAUUCAAACUCGUUAUGGUACCCGGUCGCGAGAAGGAGAUUGAGAUAGGAUGGAAACGUAUGAUCGAUGGUGCUGGUAGUUUCUAGAAUCAUGUUAUUAGCCGCGCGACCGGCAGGGGGAGUAUGUUUGGCCGUUGCACUCGGUCAGUUUACGCUGAGAUAUGGAAUAAUGACUGAAUGAAAAUCAAUAAAAUAUAUCCGUCCUUCUAAAAACGGUAUAAGCGCAUCAUCAUUAUGGCUGGUACUUACAUAGUCUAUCAGCAAUGUGGAAUGUAGAAUAUUUGAUUCCAUUUGAUUCUAUUCUAGUGCACCUGUCCAUAGUAGAAAAUGAUCAAUUUAUGAUAUGCCUAUCAAUUUCCUUACAAGGAAUUUAUUUAAGUUUUCUCUGAAAUAAGUUACCUAAAAAAUGAAAGCAGUAAGCUCACCACAUGGCAAGGACCUGUGGCUUCUCUGCUGUUGGUUUGCACUGGGUGGAUUACAGUAAUUAAGUAAAUUCAGCAGUGAUAAACAGAGAGGACAGUCUGUUACACCACCUGUUUGUCAUAGCUUUAAGACUGAAACUCACUGCCCAAAUGUCAGUUCCAGCAUUGUCUAAUGAUUUUGAGAAAACUAGUAUUGUGCCAGUGACAUCCCUACUACACUCUUAGGAAAAAAAGGUGCUAUCUAGGAACUAAAAUGGUUUUUCACUGUCCUCAUAGGAGAGUCAUUUGAAGAACCCUUUUUGGUUCCAGGUGGAACCCUUUCCACAGAGGGUUCUACUUGGAACCCAAAAGGGUUCUACCUGGAACCAAGUAGGGCUCCUGUGUAUAUAGGCAAGUUUUUGUUACUCAUUGUGUAUUUAUUCCUUGUUAUUUUUUUCCUAUUCUUUUUCCUACUAUUUAUAUUUUUUGCUCUACAUUGUUGGGAAUGGCCCAUAAGUAAGCAUUUCACUGUUAGUCUACACCUGUUGUUUACAAAGCAUGUGACCAAUACAAUUAGAUUAGAUUCUACCUCGAACCAAAAAGGGUUCUCCUAUGGGGACAGCAGAAGUACCCUUUUGGAACCCUUUUUUCUAAGAGUGUAGUGAGUCUCACUGACUCUCGUUGACCGGAAGUAGGCUUGCGGACUGUCAUAACCAUACAGUGACUAACAUGCUGAUACACAGUGUUUUAUUUGGGGAUGGAGUAGAUAUUAAUUUUUUUGAUGGUUGCAAGGGGCUGUUUGCUCAGUGUGUAUCAUUAAGUCAGAUAGCACAGCUUCGGCUGCACUAACAGUCAAAGGAGUGAUGCAAGGUGUCGGAAAACAAUGACGUGCCAGGGCGUGUGUGUAGUGUCUCCUUCUCAGUAUGUGUUUACGCUUAACCCUUAUUCAUGACUCCAAUUCCAUUGUAUUACAUUAACUUAUUGGACGCCCCCUUUACAUUGCCUCUUAACUGAUGACGAUGUGGGCGUUGAAACUACGGAAAGCCAUUCAUUUCCAAUGGAAGAGAAGCGAAGUGGGUAGAGGACCGUUGGGGCGAUGCGAGCAUGGGCGAGGGACGUGAUCAGAGCGGGACCAAAGUUGCGGAGAGCUGAACUUUAUGCUAUUUCUCCGCGACAUCAUGGCACGCUCGUUUCGAAACCCUGUGGCGCAACAUCGUGAGACUUCCAGGAACGCUUGCGAAACAGACUAGGCCGAGGUUUGCGAAGACAAUGAGAGAAGUGUAAAAUUCUUCCUCAAUUGUUAAUAAUCUCGAAAUCUAAAGGCACAAUGUAGAUUCGAACCACUGUCUUUAAGUAGUUGAACAUGUUAUUACUCCAAGCAAUCUCGUGAAAGUGAUACGUUUCAUUUUCGUCAAAAACAACUUUAUAUUGAAGGAGUACCUUUGAUUUGAAGCCCCGAUGACGUAUUUCUGCGCAUGAGUUAAGCGAGCCAAAGUCACCAUGACAAUGCCACCAACUGUGAUCGGGGAUUUCUAUUGGAGAAGCAGUUUUUGCCUAUAUUCAUACUGUACUGUCUUUGCUAGUGUGGCGAGGUGGGAUAUAGCCUACCAGUCAAAAGUUUGGACACACCUACUCAUUCAAGGGUUUUUCUUUAUUUGUAAAAAAUUUUACAUUGUAUAAUAAUAGUGAAGACAUCAAAACUAUGAAAUAACACAUAUAGAAUCAUGUAGUAAGCAAAAAAGUGUUAAACAAAUCAAAAUAUAUUUUAUAUAUUUGCCAAGAGUGUGCAAAGCUGUUAACAAGGCAACGGGUGGCUAUUUGAAGAAUCUCAAAUAUAAAAUAUAUUUUGAUUAGUUUUACACUUUUUUACUACAUGAUUCCAUAUUUGUUAUUUCAUAGUUUUGAUGUCUUCACUAUUAUUCUACCAUGUAAAAAAUAGUAAAUGAGUAGGUGUGUCCAAACUUUUGACUGGUACUGUAAGUGCUAGUUAAAAGGUAUUGUUAACCUUGUGAGGGAAAUCAUUUUUAAAAUACAAAAGAUACACUUACUGUACGCAGUUUAGGAAAGUUGCACCUGGCUGUAUUUUCAAGAACACUGCCUCCAACAGAGACUACACUUCCUCCCCUCCAAUUCUUGCUUCAAAACGUCUCCUAUGGAGCAUAACUGGGGAGGAAGUUUCGUACCUCAGCUGGGGGCUGUGUUUUCAAAAAUUCUGUCAGGUGCAACCAGGAUGUAUCUUUUGUUUUUGAAAUAUUAUUUAUUGCUGUUAUGAAAGUUAAGUUCCAAAUGUUUCCAAAAAACGAUUCAAGGAUUCUAAAUGUUAAAACAGCUUCUGGGAUUGCAGUUCACAUGGAACCAGCUGUUCUCCAUACCAUCAGCUGAGAACCCAAGACAGGGACCGUCUGUAAGCCAACUUGGGCCCCCUUGGGUUCUCGAGAGCUAGUUUAUGCUCAACUGGUGUGUUGUGUUUCCGUUCCUCAGUGUGUUUGUGCUCAGCAUGUGUUGUGUCUCCUCCACAGAGUGUGUUUACAGUAUAUUAAUUCAGCGUGUGUUGUGUCUCCACAGAUGCCGGAAGCCCAUGACACCCCGAUGGAGGAAGAGGCAGAGACCUUUGCCUUCCAGGCUGAGAUCGCCCAGCUGAUGUCCCUAAUCAUCAACACUUUCUACUCCAACAAAGAGAUCUUCCUUAGGGAGCUCAUCUCCAACUCCUCAGAUGUGAGUACUUCAGGUACCACAGGCGUUUAGACUACUUGGUAGUUUAGUAUUAUUUGAUGAUUUACAAAAUACACACACACAGGCAUGUUACUUUAAUUACUUGUUUAUUACACCACUAUUCAUAUUUUAUUACAUAUCUAUAGAUAGUUUAUUAGGAUGUAUUCAUAUUUUAUUACAUUAAAUAUUGACAUAGCCUGCAGAAUACAUUUACAUAUAAUUAAGAGUUUUGUUAAUCUAAUGCUGAGGCCAGUGUGUUGUCAAAAGCCAGAUUUAUUUAGACCUAUUUAUUUUCAUUAAACUAGGCUCUAGACAAAAUCCGCUAUGAAAGCCUCACAGACCCGUCCAAGAUGGACUCUGGCAAGGACCUGAAGAUCGAGGUCAUUCCCAACAAGGAGGAACGCACCCUGACCCUGGUUGACACCGGCAUCGGCAUGACCAAGGCCGACCUGAUCAACAACCUGGGAACCAUCGCCAAGUCUGGCACCAAGGCCUUCAUGGAGGCCCUGCAGGCUGGAGCCGACAUCUCCAUGAUCGGGCAGUUUGGUGUGGGUUUCUACUCUGCCUACCUGGUGGCUGAGAGGGUGACUGUCAUCACCAAGCACAACGAUGAUGAGCAGUACAUCUGGGAAUCCUCCGCUGGCGGAUCCUUCACUGUCAAAGUCGACACGUCAGGCAAGGACAGAUUAUAACUUUACACUUAACUGUACCAGAGCUAGGCCUACAUGUUAUGAAAUGAAUUGUGUGAACUGAAGAGAUAUGUAGGCCUACAGUUACACAGACUGUUGUUUUACUGGUGUGGUCUGUUCUAAACACUCACUAAACUCCCGUGUCACUCUACUAUAGCUGAGUCUAUUGGUCGUGGCACCAAGGUGAUUCUGUACCUGAAGGAUGACCAGACAGAAUACUGUGAGGAGAAACGGGUCAAAGAGAUUGUGAAGAAGCACUCCCAGUUCAUCGGAUACCCCAUCACACUCUUUGUAAGAACUAGCAGGCAUGAGAUAGUGGAAACUCCACUGAGUGAUUCGGAUUGGACAAGUAAAUGACUGGACGAUAAAUUGAUGCUGAUAUCUUUCACUUUUAGCAUUUCUAUAUUGAAUGAAAAACAGGCACAGUGAAUGUAAUAUUUCAGCCAACUACCCACAUAAAGUCUGCUACAGUACAUCAACUCAAUGAAUGUGUCCCCUAACAUUCCCAUGAUUCUCUCUGUUCAGGUAGAGAAGGAGCGCGACAAGGAAGUGAGUGACGAUGAGGAGGAGGAGGAGAAGGAGAAGGAGAAGAAGGAUGGGGAAGAAGGAGAGAAGGGAGAGGAUGACAAACCCGAGAUCGAGGACGUAGGCUCGGACGAGGAGGAUCACCAUGACCACGACAGCGCAUGUGGGGACAAGAAGAAGAAGAAGAAGAUCAAGGAGAAAUACAUUGACCAGGAGGAGCUGAACAAGACCAAGCCCCUGUGGACCCGUAACCCCGAUGACAUCACCAACGAGGAGUAUGGAGAGUUCUACAAGAGUCUGACCAACGACUGGGAGGAACACCUGGCUGUCAAGGUGAGGAUAUUCUAUUCAUAUUGGCCAACAGAAUAAGUUCCCACACUGUUUAUUUAAUACGUUUCCCUCUCUGAUGUGUAAAGUCAUAGAUAGUUCCAGUAUUGGUCAGUUGAUAAUGGGUGAGGUAAUUUCAUAAUGACAAAUAUACAUGUACAUUAAGGUUUCAGUAGUUGACCUUCUGUUUGUUUACUUACACAGCAUUUCUCAGUGGAGGGCCAGCUGGAGUUCCGUGCCCUGCUCUUUGUGCCUCGCCGUGCACCCUUUGACCUCUUUGAAAACAAGAAGAAGAAGAACAAUAUCAAGCUGUACGUCAGGAGGGUCUUCAUCAUGGACAACUGUGACGAUCUUAUCCCUGAGUACCUCAGUAAGUCAGACAGAACUGAAGUAGAUGCUCACAUAGGUCUGGGAAUGAGCUAUAAUCAAAUUGAGAAGAUGUCUGACCAAUUGUCUCUGUCGUUCUGUCCAGACUUCAUCAAGGGUGUGGUGGACUCUGAGGAUCUCCCCCUGAACAUCUCCAGAGAGAUGCUGCAGCAGAGCAAGAUCCUCAAGGUGAUCCGCAAGAACCUGGUCAAGAAGUGUAUAGAGCUCUUCACUGAGCUUUCAGAGGACAGAGAAAACUACAAGAAGUACUACGAGCAGUUCUCCAAGAACAUCAAGGUCAGUUUUAUACUUUUUUACGUAACAGUAUAGAACAUAGUAAAAAUGGAUUGCAUUAUUUAUACAGAGAUUCUCACUAGUUCUUUCUGACAAUUGAUGUGUAGCUGCACCCACCACAUGGGUGAUACAGGGCAGCCAUUUUGUGCUAGCAGGCUUACCACACAUCAGCUUUCAUCAUUAUGUAACAUUGCCUUCAAGGUCAACCUGAACUGAACUUAGGAUGCAUUAGUCACCUUGUAUUUAGUGGUAGACAUAAUCUAGGUGGAUACUAUGAUGACCCUUGUCACCACCUGUUCUUUUAAGAAUCCUUGGGGAACAUUCUGAAAGGUGUAGCUGUAGAAUGUUCCACUAACCUUUAACUGGUCGUCACCUGUCUGAUCCCCUCGCCAUCUUGUCUCCUCUAAACCUGAGAUAAGCGGCUUAGCCCAGUCAUUCACAGAGCUCCUUACCACCAUCUUCUGGCUUUCUGGAGUGGGUUUAAAUGACUAGGGUCAGACUCUAUGGCAUAUCAUUACAGUUAUUGCACAUGUCUUAAUGUAAACCUUGGAUUCCAUGUGGAAACAAUCUGCAGGGGGUGCACCUUUCUCAUGUCUGCCGAAAUUAUGUGAAAUCUGUCUGGUUUUAAUCUUAAAGGGGACGUUUACCCCACAAUCUAUUUUUUGUUUUGUUGCAUAAGUCCACUAAUUACAUAGUUAGAAAAACCUUACUGACAAGUAAGUAUCAUAUUUACAGAACUUGGGUUACUUCCUGGAAAAUGUCAAAGUCUUGUAACACAUCAUCAAUAUUUUUUGGGAGAGUUGUUAUUUAACCUGGGUCACACAGAUAUAUUAUUGGUAGUCUUAAAUCUACUUUGAAACAAAAGUAUACACCUCACACACAUGGUUAUGGACUUUUAAAAAAGGAGACACCUGUACUAUGUCAGAUAUAGAGUUGAAAUGUAUUACAUUUUGAGUUUGCGUCCCAAUAUGACACUUUAUAUACAUCACAGAAGACUGAAAUAUAACAAAACUGUUAGACAUAGAGAACCGGAUUUUCGUAGUUAUAUUUUUAAAUAAUCUUUAUUAAUUAUGAAAAAUAUGAAUAAACAUUCCACCCAUGAGGCCAAAGAGGGCGCUUUUGGUCAUUGACUGCAGGAAAGGGCUACCUAACCUCUCCUGUGUUUUCUCUCUCCCAGCUGGGGAUCCAUGAGGACUCUCAGAACCGUAAGAGGCUGUCAGACAUGCUGCGCUACUACACCUCGGCCUCAGGGGACGAGAUGGUAUCCCUCAAAGACUACGUCACACGCAUGAAGGAAACCCAGAAACAUAUCUACUACAUCACUGGUGAGGAAACACACUCCUCUCUGUACAGCCCAGUUCAUAGGUUGUUAGAUGAUAAGAACCUGGUUUCUCAAGUUGCUUUAUCUACUGCAUGUUUCAGGCGAGACCAGAGACCAGGUGGCUAACUCUGCAUUCGUGGAACGCCUUCGAAAGGCCGGCCUGGAAGUAAUCUACAUGAUUGAGCCCAUUGAUGAGUACUGUGUCCAGCAGUUGAAGGAGUACGAUGGGAAGACCCUUGUCUCUGUGACCAAGGAGGGUCUGGAGCUGCCUGAGGAUGAGGACAUGAAGAAGAGACAGGAAGAGCAGAAGUCUCAGUUUGAGAACCUCUGCAAGAUCAUGAAGGACAUCCUGGAGAAGAAAGUGGAGAAGGUGUGAGAAUGGUUAAUCACACUGCUUACAUAUAUCAUGUUGCUGAAGGGGUUCUUUAUGUUAAGGCAAAUGUCAGCAGGCCUGACGUUAACAUUAAAAUGCCACCAAUAUUUGCCACUGUAUUUACAUGCUCACUGACAGUACAACAAUUGCCUGAUUCAAUGUUGAUCUGAUCCAUCUCCCUAAUAAUCAACCUCUCCUAUAUUCUCCCCCCCAUAUAGGUGACAGUGUCCAACCGCCUGGUCUCCUCCCCCUGCUGCAUCGUGACCAGCACCUACGGCUGGACGGCCAACAUGGAGAGGAUCAUGAAGGCCCAGGCCCUGAGGGACAAUUCCACCAUGGGCUACAUGGCUGCCAAGAAGCACCUGGAGAUCAACCCAGACCACCCCAUCGUGGAGACCUUGAGGCAGAAGGCAGAAGCUGAUAAGAAUGAUAAGUCAGUGAAGGACCUGGUCAUUCUGCUGUUUGAAACGGCUCUGUUGUCCUCUGGGUUCACCUUGGAUGAUCCUCAGACACACUCCAACCGCAUCUACAGAAUGAUCAAGCUAGGACUGGGUGAGUUAGUUUGCUCAAACAAGGACCAUGUUUGCUGUCAAUAUAUGAUCAAUCCUAGUCCCUUACAUUUACAUUUUAGAUUUUUUAGAUUUUAGUCAUUUAGCAGACGCGCUUAUCCAGAGCGACUUACAGUUAGUGAGUGCAUACAUUUUAUUUAUUUUUUCCUUGCCUGUACUCCUUUUGUGUUUGCUGAUCUGAAGGACCCAUGUUGGUGUAAUCAAUAAGGUCAUAAUGGCUCCAUCUAGCCCUCCUUCGUUUUCUCAGCAUUAAGUGGCCUAGAUAUGAGAGAAAAGCUUGUUUAAGCUUCAGUAACUGACCGAGAAAAAAGCUUGUUUAAGCUUCAGUAACUGACCGAGACGCUCAAUUCCCUCCCUUCCCCUGUCCAGGUAUUGACGAGGAAGACCUGACCCCUGAGGAGCCAACCUCAGCCCCUGUGGAGGACAUGCCUCCCCUGGAGGAAGACGAGGACACAUCCAGGAUGGAGGAGGUUGACUAG